AUGGAGGGGGGUAAAGCAAUGGUCAUUGAAUCGAACCUUCCAAAAUAUAUUGACGAAUAUAUGAAGUCUUGUGUUGAUGAUGUGGAUGACCGGAUGGCUAUGAAAUCUAAAAUCAAAAGAAUUUACAGGUAAAUUUACGUUCAUAUUGAAAUUUGUUACAGGUGGACCAAGGUUUUGGGGAAACGAACAGUAAGGAAUGCUCUAAAAAUCAUUGAUGGUAAAAGAAUUGCCGUCUUCCAUGAUGAAGGAGGUCGAAGGCCUUCGUUCUUCAAAGUGGGAAACGAAACUAGCUGGCAUCCGGUGAAUAAGAUUCGUAUGAAUGCUGGACAUUGUAACUGCUAUUUCUUCAGAGAGAUCGGUACGUUUUAUCUGCUUUGUUAUCUUUGUUUUAGUGAUGACGGAGUCCAAGGCAUAUCUGGUAUGAUUUGUGAGAGAUGUUCUAAUACCCUGAAUUAUAGUGUCAGCAUCUGACGGCCUUGAGGAUUGUGCAUGCUCUGAACAUCAAGUAUUACUCUACCACAAAAGAUCUUACGAAAGAAAUAUAA
Molecule: messenger RNA, 545 nt
Organism: Bursaphelenchus xylophilus (pine wood nematode)
Lineage: Eukaryota; Metazoa; Nematoda; Chromadorea; Rhabditida; Aphelenchoididae
Source: the annotation of a GenBank genome assembly